GGAUCGUCCAUCUCUGAGUCUAGGGUUUCCACCUAAAAAGUAUAAACCCGAAGACGUGCUGUGUCUCUAGAGCGCUCGAGGGACGACGACUGAGGCAGGGGAGACGUUCGCGGGGAGGAGGAGAAGAGUAGCUGCGGCGGUCAUUCCUGAGCCAAAAUGGCGCGAGGGUUGAAGAAGCAUUUGAAGAGGCUCAAUGCCCCCAAACAUUGGAUGCUUGACAAAUUGGGAGGGGCUUUUGCACCCAAGCCAUCUUCUGGGCCACAUAAGAGUCGUGAAUGCUUGCCCUUGAUACUUAUCAUAAGGAACAAGCUAAAAUAUGCAUUGACAUAUCGUGAUGUUGUCUCAAUCCUGAUGCAGCGUCUUGUAACUGUGGAUGGAAAAGUACGAACUGACCAAAAGUACCCUUGUGGGUUUAUGGAUGUUGUGUCUAUUCCAAAAGUAAAUGAGAAUUACCGGCUGCUUUAUGACACAAAGGGUCGUUUCCGCUUACAGUCUAUCAAAGACGAAGAGGCAAAGUUCAAGCUUUGCAAAGUCAGGUCGGUGCAAUUUGGACAGAAGGGCAUUCCUUAUCUGAACACUUAUGAUGGCCGAACCAUUCGUUACCCAGAUCCACUUAUCAAAGCUAAUGAUACCAUUAAGCUUGAUAUUGAAUCAGGCAAAAUAGUUGACUUCGUUAAGUUUGAUGUUGGAAACGUAGUGAUGGUGACUGGUGGUAGAAAUCGUGGUCGAAUUGGUGUGAUCAAGAACCGUGAAAAGCAUAAGGGGAGCUUUGAAAUUAUCCAUGUCCAAGAUGCUGCAGGACAUGAGUUUGCCACGAGGCUUGGCAAUGUGUUCACAAUAGGUAAGGGGACUAAACCCUGGGUGUCUCUGCCCAAAGGCAAGGGUAUCAAGCUCUCAAUCAUUGAAGAAGCCAGAAAAAGAAACGCCGCUGCAGUGGCUGCUGCUUAACUGUUUUCAGUUCGGGACGUUGAGUAUUCUUGACAGUUUUGUUAUCCAUUUUGCCUUUAAUGGUGGAGGCUGUUUUGCAAGACAUUUCUUACUUCUUUUUUUCUCGUUGUUCACAGUUGAAGGAAGUUAUGCUUUUGUAAUUAGGGACAUGAAUUGAGUUCGAAAUUGGAUGACUUUUCCUAUAAGUGGACUAGCUUGAUUCUGUUUUGGCUUUCA
Nymphaea colorata (pocket water lily) is the source of this 1164-nucleotide messenger RNA. Its product is annotated as 40S ribosomal protein S4-like. Gene Ontology annotation, molecular function: RNA binding; structural constituent of ribosome. Gene Ontology annotation, cellular component: ribosome; cytosolic small ribosomal subunit. Lineage: Eukaryota; Viridiplantae; Streptophyta; Magnoliopsida; Nymphaeales; Nymphaeaceae. The transcript has 5 exons. The record is from RefSeq and is a predicted model, not a curated record. Bases 157 to 948 code for a protein of 263 amino acids. Gene Ontology annotation, biological process: translation.